This is a messenger RNA of Harpegnathos saltator (Jerdon's jumping ant), 1143 nucleotides long. Its product is annotated as transcriptional adapter 1. The transcript is spliced from 6 exons. Lineage: Eukaryota; Metazoa; Arthropoda; Insecta; Hymenoptera; Formicidae. Bases 163 to 1119 code for a protein of 318 amino acids. Gene Ontology annotation, cellular component: SAGA complex. The record is from RefSeq and is a predicted model, not a curated record. Gene Ontology annotation, molecular function: transcription coactivator activity. Gene Ontology annotation, biological process: regulation of transcription by RNA polymerase II.
CGUGGUUGGUUCCUCUCUGCUAGUAUGCAUUGCUUCAAAAGUUCUUCGAAAAAGAAUAGAUCCAAGAUUGAACGGCGGUUCAGAGAAACUUCGGCCAUUAUUUACUAACAAGCAGUGAGAGCAAAUAAAAGUGCUUUUGACGUAACGAAACGAAAAGCAGAUAUGACAACUUCAAAGGAAUUAAAUUUAGCUAGGAAGAGCCUUGUAGCGUCGCUUGGUGACAACGCAAAAGUGUAUUUUGAGAAAAUGAAGCUGUGGUUUCAAAUGAAGACCACAAAGGAAGAAUUUGAUUACGAAGCACGUAAUAUCAUGACAGAGGAUCAAGUUCGUCUACAUAAUGAAUUCCUGUUGUGUCUCUUUAAUAAAGUUCGUGGAUUAGCGGCUGCUGCACCAACUUAUAAGAUAGAUAGAGAUAAAAAUCUGAAGGAGAGAAGACUGAGAUUAAAACGUAAAUACAAGACUGACAAAUCAAAUUUUGAGCCAGCUGAUAUGUAUGUGGAAGUAUUAAGUCAAACUUCAUCACCUGUCAGAGAUGAGCCAAUAGGCGCCAAUCGCUCCAGUGCUCAGGAACUUGUAUUGCCAGACCGAACUUUUGUAUUAGCUCGAUUAAUGCUUGCUGCUUGGGAAAAUAAUAUGGAUGGAGCUGAAGACAAUACAGCACAUAUUGUUAUAGCAGCAACACAAAUUUUCCUGAAAAACAUACUGACUGCAAUCUUUACACGAAGAAAAGGAUACGCCACCCGGGAUGGUUCUUUUAUUUAUAACAUUGGAGAACCAGUGCCUAGUUCAUGGAAAAAGAACUCCAUGUACUUACAUCCACUCCACUGUGGGCCAACAGAGGUAUUGGAACCUCACGGCCACGUUCCAGCGUUAAAACCGACUAUUGAAGAAGCGGAACAAGCCACUGCUUUUGCACACGCAUGUUCGACGCAAAUACCUUCUCCGCCGUUGAAGCCAGUUAGCACGGCUGAUUUGCGACAUACGUUAAAGAUUUAUAAAAAUCUUGUAAGUAACCACACUAUAUAUGCUACCAAUAUGGAACGACUGUACACGUAUGCCACUCAUCCAUCGUGGGAGGAUUUGGAGGUGAAGAAAAUGUUAUGUCAGCCGUCAACAUAAAAAUCCACGCGUGCGUCUUACCGG